GCCUUGAACAAUCUUGGAAGUGUGUAUGUCGACUGUGGGAAACUAGACCUGGCAGCAGAGCGUUACAGGAGUGCCCUAAACAUCCGGCACACUCGAGCCCAUCAGGGACUAGCUCGAGUCCAUUUCCUGAAGAAUGACAGGAAUGCUGCUUAUGAGGAAAUGACCAAAUUAAUAGAGAAGGCCAGAAAUAAUGCAUCAGCUUAUGAGAAGAGAUCAGAGUACUGUGACCGUGAACUUACAAUGGCUGAUUUGCAGAAGGUGACCGAAUUGGAUCCUCUACGCGUCUAUCCUUACAGAUACCGUGCUGCAGUCUUGAUGGAUGGCCAUAAGGAGAAAGAGGCAAUAGAAGAGCUGACAAGAGCAAUAGCCUUCAAAGCUGAUGUCCACCUCCUCCAUCUACGAGCUGCCUUUUAUGAGCACAUUGGUGAUGUUCCCGGUGCUCUUCGUGAUUGCAGGGCUGCCCUUUCCGUAGACCCUAACCACCAAGAGAUGCUGGAGCUUCACAACCGGGUUAACAGCCAAGAGCCAUGAUAUUGUGUAAACUGUAAACUACACCAAAUCAAUUACCCAUCUCAUAGUCAAUCUUAGGAUCUGUAUUUUCCUUCCAUUUUUGUCACUUUUUUUCCUGUGCAAUCUGUCUGUACUAAUAAAUUAUCCCAUAUUUAUGUGGUUUUCUCCAGAAGUAUUGAUAUGUGAAUGAAAUGAAAGUUUAUAGGGG
Molecule: messenger RNA, 718 nt
Organism: Elaeis guineensis (African oil palm)
Lineage: Eukaryota; Viridiplantae; Streptophyta; Magnoliopsida; Arecales; Arecaceae
Source: RefSeq, a predicted model, not a curated record